UCGGCCAUAAAAGUAUGUCAAAUUUGCGCAGCUGCGUUUGCAGUUUUUCAUCUUGGCUGUUCAUUCGUUUUCUAAGGUCCAUGUUAAAAUGUUGUUUAGUUUAUGUUUUUGUGCACAGCAAUGUGAUGUUCGUUUAUAUUAAUUUUUGUUGGGCUUUAAUUUCGAGUUAGUGAGCUUAAUUUUAAUUUAUAGUUAUGCAAAAGUGAAAAUAUAACCGGUGCUACAAAAUUGACGGAGGCGUUUUUACAGAAAAAAAAAAAUCAAAAAUGCAGUGAAUGCGGCUAUCUUUAUAUUACGUUAAUCACCUUAUAGUCUACCAAGAAACAACCAAGGUGAUAAAUGUAAUUUUUACAAGAAAUAAAUAAAAGAUCAAAUUGAGAGAAAUGUGGCACAAACACACCCAGGGAGAGUGCUACAAACAUGAAAUUCUGCCUAAGAAAAAACUUUUAUCAAUGACACCAAAAUUUCUGUGCAAGCUGUAUUAUCUUAUUGGCGUGCUGUUCCUGCCGCUUGUAACCUCAGGUCAUAAUUGCCAGCAUUUGCACCCCAAAGCUCAUGAGGUGAUUCAUGGCGUCCGCAUUGAAAUGGCUGGUUCGCCGCAUUCACAUCAGAGUACGCACGGCUUACAAAAACGCAGCAUUAAUGCCGCUGAGCAACCGCUGCGCAUCCUACUCUUCUACGACGAGUCUGUUUACAGAUUAGAUGAAGAUAAGUUCGAGUUGAUCAACAACACAGUAUUACCAGAGGCUGUACAGUUUUGGGAACAAGCGCUAAUGGUGCGCGAAACAAAGGGUGUAAUUAGGCUUAACAGAAAAUGUAACAGUACGCAAGUGUUUGUGAAAAAUGGACUGACGCAUUGCAUCGAUAACUGUAAAAAGGUGACAAUGUGCGGAGAAGUUGAAGUGCCAAAGGAACAUUUAGAUGUUUGUCGCGUAUGCAACGCCACCGGACAAAAUUGCCGAAUUGACGAGUCUACACAAGCAGGUGAUGGCAUUGAAAAUGCAGACUUUAUAUUUUAUGUGUCAGCACGGCAAACAGAGCGCUGUCACAAGGGUCUAACGGUUGCUUAUGCAGCACAUUGUCAACAAGAAGCCCAUUUAGACCGCCCCAUUGCGGGACAUGCCAAUCUGUGUCCAGAGAGUAUAAGCACAAAGCCGCAGGAACUACAGACUUUAUUGUCGACAGUGAAGCACGAAAUUCUGCAUGCGCUUGGGUUUUCAGUUAGUCUCUAUGCGUUCUUUCGUGACGAUGAAGGCCGACCCAGAACGCCACGCAAGCCCGAUACUGGAAAGCCUUAUUUAAAUGAAAAACUGCAAAUUCACCAGUGGAGCAACGAGACAAUAAGAACAGUGGUACGUGAAAAUUGGUCAGUACGUGGUGGUCAUGUUCGCAAGACGUUGGAUAUGAUGGUGACACCGCGUGUCGUGGCCGAAGUUCGCAAACACUUUAAUUGCCCAAAGCUUGAGGGUGCGGAGUUGGAAGACCAAGGAGGUGAAGGCACAGCAUUGACUCACUGGGAAAAGCGCAUUUUAGAGAAUGAGGCAAUGACAGGAACACAUACGCAAUCGCCAGUAUUUUCACGUAUUACUUUAGCAUUAAUGGAAGAUUCCGGUUGGUAUCGUGCCAAUUACAGCAUGGCGGCGCCGCUUUCAUGGGGAAAAGGUCUUGGUUGCAAUUUUGUUAUGCAAAGUUGUAAGGAUUGGAUUCAAGCUAAUAAUGGAAGUACGAGCAAUGAACGCGAGAAUUGGCUGCGAGGUCGUUCAAUUCAUCCGUUUUGUUCAAAAGUAAAGCAAGAUCCCUUACAAACUGAAUGCACAGAUGAUCGCAAUUCGGUGGCGCUGUGCAAUUUAAUACGGCAUGAUUACGAGUUGCCAAAGAAAUAUCAGAAUUUCGACAGCAUAAAUCAUGUCAAAAGCGGCGAAGAAGGCUAUUAUGGUGGAUCCGUAUCAUUGGCAGAUCACUGCCCCUACAUUCAAGAGUUUACGUGGCGCAGUAAAAAUGUAAUUGUGCGCGGCUCACAUUGUCGAUUUGUCGAGAAUAAUCCGAAACCUGAAAAGAAUUUCGCUUUGGAGAGCUACGGCAUCGGCUCGAAGUGCUUUGAUCACAGUGACUUUAUGUGGGAAGAGCGUUCAUGUCAUCAGACGCGUGAAUGGCAGCACUGGGGUUCAGGUUGCUACAAGUACAAUUGUACCGAUGGUCGCCUUCAUAUACUGGUGGCCAAUUACACCUACACUUGUUACUAUCCUGGUCAGACGUUAUCAAUACGUGUGAAUGCAAAUGACUGGUUGCAUCGCGGCGCAAUAAUUUGUCCACCAUGCCAUGAAAUUUGUGGUGAAUAUUUUGCCGAGCGGGAAGAGAAGUGUCGUAUGCGCGAAGAGGCGCCGCCUGCUAAUAAAUAUCCGCGGGAUACGUUAACAUGUGCGGCGUGUAUGGUGAUGCCUCGCAGCCAGAUAUUUAUGCUUGUUGCCAUAAUUGUUGCAUUUAUUGUACGACGUGCGGACAUUAUGUGUGGUUAACUCGGAAGGUGAAGAUUUUUGAGUUGUUUGUUUUACAUUUCUCGGGGUAGUGAUACGCAAUGUCCUUUUGUUUUUUUUUAUAAAAAUGUAUAAUGUGUACAAAAACUGUGUGUGCUCUCAGUUAAAAGUAAGCACACAUUUUACCAAUUAAUUUUAAGUGUAUCAAAUACCAUAUUUGUAUCUAACUAUGUAUGUAUGUAUGUAGAAAGCUCAAAUACUGUUUUAGGCUAAUUUAAUUAAAUGCAGUGUUAUACAUAUACAUAGAUUCAAUAUUCUAGAAGCAUCAAAGUAAACCCAGCCUAUCGGAUUUAAGUAAAAAAGCACUAAUUGAUAUAACUAAAGACUGAGAUCACCAUACUAGGUACUCAAAAAAAAAAGAAGCAAUUUGUGCGUCUAAUUGGCCAGCAAUGACACGAAAAUAAAUGUAUAAUAGUUAAUUUAUUGGUUUAAAAUA
Messenger RNA from Rhagoletis pomonella (apple maggot), 2970 nucleotides. RefSeq names its product leishmanolysin-like peptidase (gene Invadolysin). The record is from RefSeq and is a predicted model, not a curated record. Gene Ontology annotation, biological process: proteolysis; cell adhesion. NCBI's taxonomy places the organism in Eukaryota, Metazoa, Arthropoda, Insecta, Diptera, Tephritidae. The transcript is spliced from 13 exons. Bases 384 to 2516 code for a protein of 710 amino acids. Gene Ontology annotation, molecular function: metalloendopeptidase activity. Gene Ontology annotation, cellular component: cytoplasm; membrane.